Molecule: messenger RNA, 777 nt
Organism: Brenthis ino (lesser marbled fritillary)
Lineage: Eukaryota; Metazoa; Arthropoda; Insecta; Lepidoptera; Nymphalidae
Source: the annotation of a GenBank genome assembly
AUGUCAUAUCCAAAUGAUUAUUCUUGGCAACCUCAAAAUAACAGCCAAACCUACUCUUUCAAUACUCCAAAUACAUUCGGCGAUUCACAAACAUUAGAUUUUCAGAAUUUCACUGCAGAUCAGCAAAAUUAUUUUGAUCAAGGCCAAGCACCUGCUCCUAACAAUAAUCAAUACUAUAAUCCUAAUUUAUUUACGCCUGCCCCAAUACCUGGAGAACAAGUUGCAGGAGAAGCUGCAGAAUUUGAUGAGCCACCACUGCUAGAUGAAUUAGAAAUUUAUCCUGACAGAAUAUUAGAAAAAACAUUAGCUGUACUUAAUCCAUUUCAUGGUCAAUCUAAAGCAGAUGAUGCUAAUUUUUUACUUAGAGACACAGACAUUGCUGGACCUAUUGCAUUCUGUUUAGCUUUAGCAGUAUGUUUAUUUUUGUCUGGCAAUAAAGCACACUUUGGCUAUGUGUACGGUUUGUCAGUGAUGUCUGUUAUUUUAAUGUAUUUCUUACUUUCUUUAAUGAGCCGAUCAGAGGGGGUUUUUACGAUAUUAAGUGUUGCAAGUGUACUGGGUUACUGUAUGUUGCCAAUGGUUGUCUUAGCAACCUUAGGUAUAUUCAUAUCCCUCGAGGGAGCCAUAGGGCUAAGUCUUUCUGGUGUAGCAGUAAUUUGGUCAGCUUUAUCUGCUAGCCGUCUUUUUGUUACUAUGUCUGGGGAUUCUGAACAAAGGCCACUAAUAGCAUAUCCUUGUGCACUAGUCAAUGGUGUAUUUGCACUUCUUGUUUUAUUC